Panicum hallii is the source of this 1306-nucleotide messenger RNA. RefSeq lists its product as uncharacterized. The record is from RefSeq and is a predicted model, not a curated record. Lineage: Eukaryota; Viridiplantae; Streptophyta; Magnoliopsida; Poales; Poaceae. Gene Ontology annotation, cellular component: chloroplast thylakoid. Bases 159 to 1010 code for a protein of 283 amino acids. The transcript is spliced from 3 exons.
AGCACACUUGUCUCGUCGUCCACUCGGCUCUCGUCCCCGCCUUAUCUCCUCCUCGGUCCUCUCCCGCGCUCCACCAUCCCCACCAACCAGUCAGAGGUCAGGUCAGCCACACCUCGAUCGCGCCCGCCCGCGUCGGAAAGCAGAGCAGAGCGCGCGAGAUGGUGGGCGCUGCACCCAUGGCCGCGCCGCCGCUCGCGGCCGUCCGCCCCGGCCUCCUCCGGGUCUCCUGCUCCGCGUCCACCGCCCCCUCCAAGAACAGCAACAGCUCUAGGCAGCCGCAGCAGCAGGUACCGCGGCUGCUGCCCGCUCCUCCGCUGAGCGCCGCGGCGGCGCCGGCGGCCGCGAUGGUGCCGCUGCUGCUGGCGGCGCUGCCGCCGGACGCGCUGGCGGCGGGGGGCGAGUUCGGGAUCCUCGAGGGCCGGAGCUUCGCGCUGCUGCACCCGCUCGUCAUGGGCGGGCUCUUCGGCUACACGCUCUGGGCGGGGUACCUCGGCUGGCAGUGGCGCCGGGUGCGCACCGUCCAGGACGAGAUCAACGAGCUCAAGAAGCAGGUCAAGCCCGCCGCGGCGGCGGCGCCGGCCGCGGUUGGGGCCGGGGACGCCUCCUCCGCUGCGCCGCCGCCGCCCGCGCCCAAGUCGCCGGCCGAGAUCAAGAUCGACGAGCUCACCGAGGAGCGGAAGAAGCUGCUCAAGGGGUCGUUCCGGGACCGGCACUUCAACGCGGGGUCCAUCCUGCUCGGCCUCGGCGUGCUCGAGUCCGUCGGCGGCGCGCUCAACACCUGGUUCCGCACCGGCAAGCUCUUCCCGGGACCCCACCUCUUCGCCGGAGCAGCCAUCACGGUGCUGUGGGCGGGCGCGGCGGCGCUGGUCCCGGCGAUGCAGAAGGGGAACGAGACGGCCAGGAGCCUGCACAUCGCGCUCAACGCGCUCAACGUCCUGCUCUUCAUCUGGCAGAUCCCCACCGGGCUCGAGAUCGUCGGCAAGGUCUUCGAGUUCACCACAUGGCCAUGAGCAGCGCCUGCUUGCUGGGAAUCGUAUCGCUGACGCGGCCGCCCGGGCAUCCUCUGCUAGUCUGCUUCCUCGCUCUGCAUGUCUCUUCUCUUCCACCCCGUUAGUUUGUUGACUUGAUGGUAGCCGUGUGUGCUCAGCUCGUUCAGUGCGGUUCUUUCUUUCUCCGUUUCUGCAGGAUGCCAGGAUUGUUUUCUUGACCUGUGUCGAUGUUCAUAAAGGUUGUGACUUGCGAGACCGUCGAAUCCCAGUUUUUUUUUUCUUUCUAAAACACGAGUAAGAGCUCGUUUUUUUUUGCA